CAGAAAUCGGAUGCAUUAAACACUUCCUGAUCGACGAAUUAUGCUGCGUUUUGGAAUGCAAAUCCUUCUGUUCCUUCUAGUUUUUGAAAUUGUAAAUACUACUACUGUACAACAUGUAAGACUUGUGGGGGAUGAAGUCUUUGACAAUAUGGGGAGGCUGGAAGUAUCGGUAAAUGGCACGUGGUAUGUGGUGUGUUCCGUUGACAGCAGAUACAGCAAUAGGGAGAAUACAGAGAAGGCACUCCGUGUCAAUCUCGGCUGCAACAAACUUCGAAGAAUACACUACCCUUGGUUUGGUGUUGGAAAUGGAACGAAAUGUGUGAGCUCUUUGUUCUGUAAUUCCCAUUCAACCAUUUCAUCAUGUAGAUUUUCCUUCACCACAUGCUGUUCUACAGAAAACGCCUAUUUCUGUGAUGAAGCAACACCAUUCGUCAAUUCCAGUUUGAAUCUGGUAGGGGGUUCCAAUAUAUCUGGACGAUUAGAAAUUCAAAUUGAAGACGUAUGGGGAUCAGCAGAAACUAACGGCUGGAGUCGAGCGGUAGCUCGAGUCGUUUGUCGCUCUAUGGGUUUACCAUGGACAGCAGCCCUGACCGUGACGAAUGGACUUUAUGGACAAACCUUGGGGAAGUCCUGGAUGACAAACGCUGAUUGUACUGGCUCUGAGAAUGAUAUUUCGCAGUGCUCGUUCGAUGUUCUUGGAGAAAAACGGACUUACUCAAAUAAUGCCGGAGUUAUAUGUACAGAUUCUAUUCCCAUAAGACUGACAGAUGGCGAUACACCAACUUCCGGAAGAGUGGAGGUGUACAUUGACGGUAAAUGGGGAUAUGUAACAGUGACUGGAAAAACAGCAGUAACAGCUAGGGUAAUCUGCAGUCAUAUUGGGACUUCCAGUUCGGCGACCAAAGCUUUUCCAGUAAAUUCAGGAUUUUAUGGAAAGUCGUCGAGCAUAGCUUGGUUAACAUCGUUGCAAUGUUCAAGUGUCACAGACAGAUUGGAGAAUUGUGCUCAUCAAGUCAGCAGUGAAUUUCUCACAUCAGUUAAUUUUGGGGUUGUUUGCCAAGACAGGGACUCGUUUUCAGUUAGAUUAGCUAAUAACGAGACGGCAUACAGAGGCUAUGUGGAAAUAUUAUUGGGCGGCGUAUGGGGGACUAUUUCACCAUUUUACUCUUCGUACACUUAUUGGGAUAGAAAAGAAGCGACAGUAGUAUGUAGGGAACUUGGACUUCCAUAUUCGGUGUCCCUUCCCGUCACUAACAGUUUGUUUGGCUCCCGGCAUACUGUGCGGUGGGUAGAAAAGAUAAUCUGUUCCGGCACUGAGCAGUCGUUACUAGACUGUGAUAUCGAUCCUGGGAGCGUUUCCUACAUCAGCGCCCCGAAGGCCGGUGUGAUAUGUACAGAUAUCAGUGAUGUACAGUAUCGCAUUACAUCAAAUACAUCAGCCGGCAGGAUUGAGAUUCUAAUAGACGGAACCUGGGGUGGAAUCAACAAGAAAUCUUGGAGUAAAAAGUCAGCGUCAUUACUUUGUAAACAUCUACAGAAACCUUUUUCCCAUGCGUUACCGGUUGUGAAUGACGCUUUUGGAUUUAGCUUCUGGGAGUGGUUGACAUCUGUUAAUUGCUACGGAACUGAAACCGAUCUUAUCAAAUGUCCAAACGACGUUACAGGGCGGUAUGGUACGGUCGGUGUGGGAUCUGCUGGAGUUGUUUGUACAGAUUAUGACAAUCUUAGUAUUCGCCUUUACAAUGGAAGUUCAGCAGGCAGAGUGGAAGUUCUCUUAGACGGUAUAUGGGGAGGUAUCGACGCCAGUACUUGGACACAUUCUAAAGCAACCAUCGUGUGUAAUCAGAUUGGAUUGCAAGGACGAAACGGAUUCGCUGUCACCAGCAGUCUUUAUGGGACGUCGUCCACACUGACCUGGUUAAAAGUAGGGGGAUCCUGUUCUUCAGAUGUGCAGAUUUUAAGCUGCAAUGUUGACGUCAUGGCAAAACAUCUCUCUCCAAGACAGGAAGCGGGGGUUAUCUGCACAGAAUUCAGCAAUGAUUUACUCGAAAUAUACAAUGGGAGUUCAUACGGAACUUUGCGGGUUUUCCUGGACAACGAAUGGGGAACACUUAAUGCAGAUAACUGGGGAGAAAAAGAGGCAAUUGUGGCGUGUCGACAGCUUGGCUUGAUUUCAACGAAGGCGUUGGCUGUAACGUCGGAAUAUUUCGGACCUUUGGGUGACCGAUUGUGGAUACAAGAGUUCAAAUGUACAGGAAGCGAACGAAAUAUAUUAGAAUGCCCCUUGUCCAUCUAUGGAUAUUUAGAUGUUCACGUAAAAGACGCUGGUCUUAUUUGCCAGGAUAGGGAAAGUUUUACCAUAAGACUCACAGGAAAUAACAGUACACAGGGUGUUGUGGAAGUAUUUUUGGCGGACACGUGGGGAACUAUAGAUCCAACAAACUGGGAUAAUAAUGGAGCUAAAUCCGUUUGUAGACAUUUACAGAUACCGAGUCGCUUUAGUUUCGCUGUUAAAUCAGGAAUUUUUAAUCAAGAGAUUUCCCACCAAUGGCUUUCAAGAGCGAGUUGUACUGGAAGCGAACCCACGUUGUUUGACUGCAGACUGUUUGUUUCGGGACAAAUAGAGACGACUAAGGCGGCUGCUGUUAUUUGUACCGGAUCUCCCGAAGUGCGUCUCGUUCAAGCUAACAACAGUAAAAGUGGCUUAAUAGAACUAACAAUAGAAGGAGAAAAAGGUUAUGUGUCCCCAGUGGGAGCAAACGAAGCAAAGGUUAUUUGUCGUCAGCUCGGUUAUUCCACAAACAUUGCUUACUACGAAGGCUCUACAGCAUUUCCUGCUAUAUAUGGCCGCCGCUGGGCAUCCUUGGUGUCCUGUCUGGGCACAGAAGAAAGUGUUUUUGAUUGUUCCUUGACUAUUGACGGAGCAUUCAAAACAGAACAUUAUGCUUAUCUUUCGUGUGAAGACUCCUUUAAACUUAGUGUCGUGGAUGGCAUCGGACACCAUCAGGGAACUCUUCGUCUGUCACUUGGAAAUUUGCAUGGCUAUAUAUACCCGCAGUCACAGAGCUAUUGGUCCGUAGCGGCAGCAAAAGUUGCUUGCAGACAACUUGGAUUUCCUACUUACAAAGUUUUCAUCUAUAAAUACUUUGCACGGAAAACAGGAUGGCAACUGAUUUCAUAUUUAAUAUGCAGUGGAAACGAAAGACAAAUUGGACAAUGUAAUAAAUCUUACAAAAAAGGAUUCUUGACUACGUAUUUCUCCGGACUGAUAUGUACAGGUUUGGAUGACUUUGUUGUUCGCCUGUCCGAUGGUCAGUAUGGCCGAGGUCGUGUAGAAGUAUCAGUAGGAGGAGUGUGGGGAAGUGUUGCAUCAUCUAGUGGCUGGACAUCAGGCAAUAAUGCAAGAGUCGUCUGCGCUUCGUUAGGAUUUGAAACUGGGGUAGCUGUCACUAACGGCACUUACCUGUACGGAACAGGACCUGUUUGGAUUCGAGACUUGAUCUGUGGUGGUAACGAGAGAUCAAUCCGUGACUGUACCUUUACCAUCAGUGGAACAAACUUCUACUCACGUUCAUCAUCUAGUCCUGAUGUCGGUGUUGUCUGUGUCAACUCGCUCUAUACAAGGUCGACAACUUUAUCAACGGUAACUUCCGACUCGUCACAUGGAAUUCAACUUAAAAACGUUUCAACAAACGAUUCAUCUCCAACUAAUGAGGAUGUCAUUGCUGCUAACACACCUAAACCUAAAAUCCUCAAAGAAGUGGUCCAUGAAAAUACUGGAAUGUUCGUUGCAAUUGCUGUAGCAGUUUUCUUGGUAGCAGUUCUGAUUGUUCUUGGUGUGUGCUGGAAGUUUAGAAAAGGCUCCAAAUCCUGCGGAUUUAAAGCAAAUGAGAACAAUACACGCAACACCGAGGAUAUACCAAAUGAUAUGGAACAAGAUGGCUAUCAGACGGUACCAUUUUCAACAUCGAAAGGGAACCAUAUUGAAUUCAAUCAGAAUGCAACUACCCGCAGUGAAGGAAAUAUGCCGUGUAGCAGCAGCAAGACAGACCCUAAAACCAUCGAAUCACCUUGUCUGCAAAAAGAUAUAUCGUUUGAGUUAAAGAACAUUCAUCAACCUUGAAAAAUAGUCAAGGAAGUGAAAACAGGUCGUAUGAUAACGCAUGACGACAAACCAUACCAUAAAGGAACCAUUAUAUCAAACAAUAGAAACUGUAAAGGAACCGUUUUACCUAAUAAUAGACACUGUAAAGGAACCGUUAUACCUAACAAUAGAUAAUGUAAAGGAACCGUUAUACCUAACAAUAGAAACUGUAAAGGAACCGUUAUAUCUAACAAUAGACACUGUAAAGGAACCGUCAUACCUAACAAUAGACACUGUAUACCACUUCUUAUGGUUAAUAUUUUAUCUGUCAUACAAUUUUAACAUUAUUACUAACUCACCAAUUAUUACAUUAUGCAUCUUCAGUUUUAUACACAUAAUACAUACUAUCGAAUAAGAAUUAUGGAGCCAUGUCGUGCUAUAAGCUGGAUCUAGCUACAGAAACAUGGUACAGGGUAUGAGGUGUAGCACCUGAUGACGACCUCAAAAUUCUUGCCUAAUGACGAUCUCAAAAUUGUUGUAUGGCAAAAUUUAUAAUUAAUAACUAAUAACUAGUAGCACUCUAUUAUCAAAAUUUUCUUUGGCGACCCUACCCUAAUUCUUUUCUGUAUAUAUUUUAGUUAUUUCACAUGUAUAUACAUACCUACAUGUACAUCCCUAUUACUAUUACCUGUUACUAAUAUUACUAAUUAUUACCUUCUAUUAAAAUCCAAAUCCAAAUAAAUAUCAAAUAUUCUGUUAUUUAUAAAAAAAUAUAUAUAUAUAUAUAUAUUAAACAUAAAUUAUUAUUAUUAUAAAUAUUAAAUAAAUCAAAUCAAAUAAAAAUUAUUAUAUUAAA
Messenger RNA from Ostrea edulis (European flat oyster), 4940 nucleotides. RefSeq names its product scavenger receptor cysteine-rich type 1 protein M160-like. The transcript is spliced from 28 exons. The record is from RefSeq and is a predicted model, not a curated record. Bases 41 to 4123 code for a protein of 1360 amino acids. Lineage: Eukaryota; Metazoa; Mollusca; Bivalvia; Ostreida; Ostreidae. Gene Ontology annotation, cellular component: membrane.